Actinia tenebrosa (Australian red waratah sea anemone) is the source of this 1751-nucleotide messenger RNA. Its product is annotated as BRCA2 and CDKN1A-interacting protein. The record is from RefSeq and is a predicted model, not a curated record. Gene Ontology annotation, cellular component: nucleus. NCBI's taxonomy places the organism in Eukaryota, Metazoa, Cnidaria, Anthozoa, Actiniaria, Actiniidae.
UGUCACGAUCCAAGAUGGCGUCAGGAAACAGUGAAAAUCGCGGUAAAAAACGACAAAUAAAACAGGCCGAAUCCGACGAGGAUUCUUCCUCUGACGAGUGCAGCAGUGAAGAAAGUGCAUCUGAUGAAAAUUUCGACGAAGAUAUGGAAAUCCCUGUAGAAUUUGAAGCCUUUCCUCCUGCGGAGUGCGACUUUAGAGCUAUGAGAAAUCUUUUAAAACAGUUAUUUUUGAAGGAUUCCAUUGAUCUAUCUGAACUUGCAAACCUUAUAAUUUCUCAAGAGAAAAUUGGCAGCAUAAUUAAGGUAGUGGAAGAGGAUGAGACAGAGGAAGAAAAAGAAAAGAAAGAAGAUGGUCCCAGCACAAGUAAAGGAGAAGAAGAAGAAUAUGAAGAAGAAAUACUAGGUUUAAUAACCAUCUUGGAUUUGGUGCAAUACCAGGAAAAGAAGUGCAUUCAACAAAUAAAGCAGCUUUUACUCCACAAAUGCAAGUCUUCUGCUGAUCCUGAAACACAAACAAAAUUCAAAGACAUACUUGAUAGUAACAAGAGAGUAGGAUUGUUAUUUAGUGAAAGGUUUAUUAAUAUCCCACCACAGAUUGCCCUCCCUCUAUACCAAGCACUAAGGGCAGAAUUGGAAGAACAACAUAAAAAGGAUAAAGGUGGCACUCUCAAGUACUUACUAGUGUUGUCCAAGUCAUACAAAGAAAAACAGACAGGUCAAUCCAAGAAAUCCAAAGGCAAGAAAGCAGCAAAGUUACAAGAAAAAAAGAAUCAAGACUUAAACUUUAGUAAUGUAGAAGAUGAAAUACUCAACAAGGAGUCCACCAUCAAGUUUAGUUACCCUGUCAAGGUAGAUGAGGAAGAGAUUUUACUUGGUGGUAAUUGGAGUUUUGAUGAUACAUUAUUGGAACCUUACAGAACUGUUAUGAUAAUACCCUAUGAUAGAAUGAGCACUAUUAUUGAACAAAUGGAACAGCUUCUAGCAUCUUAAUCAUCUGUUGUCUAAUCAACUAAAUAUAUACACUGUGUAAAAGAGAUUAGAACAUUACUGAUCAUUCAGAUGAACGCUGAUGAAGGAAUGACAUGUCUGUUUCCUACUUAUUUAUUUGUCAUAUUCGACAUGCCAACACAAUUUGAACUAGUAACUGCUAGGCAUUAUCUGUUAUCUUAUCAAUCCUUUUUCUUUUUAAAUUCAUUUCAGUACAAUAUUUUUAUAUUUUAUUCAUUGUUCAGUGCAAUGAGAUUUUACAAAACAUUUUUGAGUUCUAAAGCUUUACUACUGUUUUCAUCAUUACCUGCUGAUUGAGGCAACAGUUGUGCAAGGAAAAACGGACAAUACACUGCCAUCAAUCAAAGUAUAAAGAUUGAUUACCCUAUUGUGACUGUUAACUAAUCAGCGAGUGGCAAUCUAAUAAUUGAACACAACGACAUACUCUAACACACACCAUUUACCAGCCUACUCUCACAGACCUUCUCAUCAUGGAACACUCUAACACACAACAUAUACCAACCUACUCACACCACCCAUCUCAUAAUAGAACACUCUAACACACACACCAUAUACCAACCUACUCACACCACCCAUCUCAUAAUGGAACACUCUAACACACACAACAUAUUCCAACCUACUCACACCACCCAUCUCAUAAUGGAACACUCUAACACACACAACAUAUACCAGCCUACUUACACCAUUCAUCUCAUAAUGGAACACUCUAACACACACAACAUAUACCAGCCUACUUACACCACC